Molecule: messenger RNA, 1994 nt
Organism: Medioppia subpectinata
Lineage: Eukaryota; Metazoa; Arthropoda; Arachnida; Sarcoptiformes; Oppiidae
Source: the annotation of a GenBank genome assembly
AUGAAUAAAUAUCGCUUUAGAAGCGAUUACUUCUUGGAAUCGGUAAAGAAUGGCAUAGUUUUGCAAUCAAUGGCUUUCGACUUCUCGUCCAAUACUUCGCAAAUAUCGGUGAAAUCAAUGCCAGACUUUUGUUCAUAUGAUGUCUCGGUCUGUAUUUGUUCCUUCAAACGGACCCAUCAUUUGCCACAAAUACUGGACUCUCUAUGGAAUGGACAGACAUUUAAAGGAAAUGUUGAGAUCAUUGUCUGGAAUAACAACUCUUCUCGUAGUCAUACUGUGUCUGAAAUAUGCGACAAAUAUAUCGUUCAAUCAAAUGAACAAAAAUCGCUGCAAUUAAUCAAUUCGUCGAAAAACUAUUUCUGUGCCGUAAGACUAGCGAUGCCUCAACUCAUGCAAAGUCAACGCCUAUUGAUUUGCGACGACGACUGUAUACCCGGUCCUGAGUUUAUCGACUUCUUUGUCUCCAAACACAACACAUAUCCGGAAGACGUGCUCUGUUUGAGAGGACACCUGUUUUUGGAGCACAAACUCAAUGAACAAAAUCCGUCAAACUUUUGGUUAGAUUACGAGAAUCUGAGGUUUGUUUCGGACGAAAGACCGGAACAGUUGGUGCACUUCAUUCACGCAGACGUUUGUCUAAUCACUAAACAGGCCCUCCAGGAGUGCUCUUCAAUACCUGUUCCCGACUCCAGCUAUGCAUUGGUUGACGACUAUUGGAUGAGUUAUGUCUUAAAUCACAAAUUCAAUCGUAAACUCAGAAAACUGACCACAAGUGGUGUUCCCGAAGAUUAUAUCAUUAAAAGGACUGAAGACUCGGAUAAGAUUGGAUUAGCUCUCUAUACAAGACCUGAAGUAAUACAAACUAAAGUGAGAGUAUAUAUCCAUCAUAUGCUUCAGGGAUGGCCUCAUUGGGAGAGUAAUGAUGAAAACAUCACUCAAUUGGAUGAGAAAGCGAUGAAAGUAUUGACUGAAAAUAAGAAGCAUUUUUGGGAUCAAUUGUUUGUUGGAUUCAAUAUUUCAUCGGAAAUAAGUGCAGAAAGUGUUGAAGUUUUGGCUGAAAUGGGAGUGAAAUGUGUGAGAAUAGGAGCCGUGGGUUUGGGCGAUAAAGUCGACUAUGAAUUCAAGGCAUUCCUCAACGAUAAGGACGAAGAGAUGAAACGAUUGAAACAAACAAUAUCUCUAUUGAAAUCAAAGGGUAUUCGCGUUGUUCUCACUCUUAAGAAAGAGUUGUCUUCUCCAGAGAUUUGGGAAUUCAUUGCAAAGAACUUGUAUUCAGAGGAAUAUGUGGUCGCAUAUGAUCUCAUUAAUGAGCCCUUCACUCCAUUGGAGAGUCAAUACGUGUUUGAAGACAAUGAUCCGGGAAUGUCUGAACUUAUGGUGAAUUAUACGGAAAUGAUUGAAUCAAUUCGUUUGGUCGACAAAAUGACACCAAUUAUAAUAGAGUCGAGUUAUUGGGCUAAUGUCGACACUCUCUCCAACUUAUCGAUUGACAAACUGAUUGAAAUGGACGACAAUAUAAUGGUUUCGUUUCAUUUCUAUGAUCCGCAACUUCUCACUCAAAGACGACGAAAUCAAAACCGCUAUUCAUUUCCCUCACAAAUACCUGACUUUGAAAACAUAAAGUGGCCUAAAAUGACUACAAUUGACGGCAACUUUAUUGACGCUAAAUUUUUGUCUGCCAUUCAAUGGUCGCAAAAAUUUAAUGUCAAACUAGUUUUGGGUGAGUUUGGUAUCAGUCGAGAGGUGUCGGGCGCUCAUCAAUACUUGGACUCAAUUAUGAAGGCAUGCAAAACAUAUGCCAUCUCUUCAUUCAUCUAUAGUUUCAGAGAUGAAGAAUGGGAUUCAAUGGACUACGAGUUGGAAACUGAUGUCUCGACCGGAUCUCUCAAACAAGAAUUGUCUCAAAAUAUAUUAAUGCAAACCAUUAUAAAUGGCAUUCGAGAUAAUGUCAACUAAAGUUACAUUGGUUAAUUCGAUUUAUUAUUGAUCUUAAA